AUGCGUUUGGUCUGUGUUAUCUUUUCGAUCUUGUUCCUUCUUGCUGGAUUCGAUGCUGGCUCGGCACUUGUCGACUCUGAGAAGGCCUACAUCAACCGACGCGCACCUACUGCAGAAAGACAUUUAAGAUCGACAAGCGAAGCUAGAAAUGACAAGAUCAGAGAAGAGAGAGCUGGCACGUCAAGUGUUCAACACAUUGCAGAUAAGGUGGCUGCUAAGUUGAUGGAGAAGAUGAGCAUGAAUCCAUCGAGCAUUUUCAGUCGGUUACGUUUUGGAGAGGCUGGCGCCAAGCUUAGCAGCAACAACUAG
Messenger RNA from Phytophthora infestans T30-4, 309 nucleotides. RefSeq names its product secreted RxLR effector peptide protein, putative. The transcript has a single exon. Bases 1 to 309 code for a protein of 102 amino acids. Lineage: Eukaryota; Oomycota; Peronosporomycetes; Peronosporales; Peronosporaceae. The record is from RefSeq and is a predicted model, not a curated record.